UUAGGCUCAGCCCAAAUCAUUGUUGCAUUACAUACGCGCGUUAGACGUAUGUCUUCCCCAAUCUCUCUCUCUGUACUCUCUCUCUCUCUCUAAGAACAAGCAGUGAGUCUGAUUUCGUCGAAUCGAAAAAUGUACAGGGUGAUUGCAAGUAGGGUUACUUCAAAUAUCUACGGGCUGAAAGUUGCACGGAAGAAUUUCUGCAGUGAUACAGCUGUAAAACUAUCUGGUUCUAACCAUGGCCAAACUAGCAAAGAGUUCGUCGACAAGCAUGGUUUGACAAAUAAUAUCCCGCAAUAUGACAUUGCUAUUGUUGGAGGCGGCAUGGUUGGCAUGGCUCUAGCUUGUUCCCUAGCAAGCAUGCCAUUGACAAAACAGUUGUCUGUUGCCAUUAUUGAUGGCAAUCCUGCUUUGACGAGUGGAGACUGCAUCAAGAAAGAGGAUCCCCCAGAUGCAAGGGUCAGUACAGUCACUCCUACAACUAUUUCUCUUUUCAAAGAUGUAGGUGCUUGGCAAUAUGUUCAACAGCAUCGACACGCUUAUUUUGAUAAGAUGCAGGUAUGGGAUUAUACUGGCCUAGGAUACACAAGGUACAACGCAAGAGAUGUUGAUAAAGAAGUACUAGGGUGCGUGGUUGAGAAUAGGGUGCUCCAUAGAUCUCUGUUGUCAUGCAUGCAGAACACAGAGUUCCAGAAGACGAUCUAUCCUUCCAGAUUAAUAUCAAUUGCUUUAUCUCCAAGUUCUUCAUCCAACAAGGUGGACAGUACAUCAUCAAGGACAACAUUGAACAGUCAUGGUUCUUUAGCAAAGCUGGAAUUGAGCGAUGGCAAUAGCCUGUAUGCAAAAUUGGUGGUUGGAGCUGAUGGGUCAAAGUCACGUGUUAGGGAGUUAGCGGGGUUCAAAACAACUGGAUGGAACUACUCACAAAAUGCAAUCAUAUGUACAGUAGAAAAUGAGGUGGAAAACAGAUGUGCAUGGCAACGAUUUUUACCUGCUGGUCCAAUUGCACUUUUGCCAAUGGGUGAUAAAUUCAGCAAUAUCGUGUGGACUAUGAACCCCAAAGAGUCUUCUGACUGCAAAUUAAUGAGUGAGGAUAAUUUUGUGAAAUCUGUAAAUAAUGCUUUGGAUUAUGGACAUGGCCCUCAUCCUCAGUCUCGGUUAUUUGGUGGUGGAGACCUAUUUUCUUGGCUUAGAGCAGAUGUGACAUCAUCAGCCAGUGAGUGUUUUGAAGUUCCACCGAAAGUGGUCAAGUUGGUUUCAGGAAGAAUGGUGUUUCCAUUAUCUUUAUCACAUUCAAAUAACUAUGCGUCAAUGCGUGUAGUUCUUAUUGGUGAUUCAGCACACACUGUUCAUCCCUUGGCUGGUCAAGGAGUGAAUUUGGGCUUUGGGGAUGCUUUUGCUCUUUCAAAAGUGAUUGCUGAGGGUGUUGCAGUAGGAUCCGACAUUGGGGAGGCAUCUUUGUUGAAAAAAUACGAAGCAGAUAGGAAACCAGCGAACAUUGCAAUGAUGGCUAUCCUAGAUGGUUUUCAGAAGGCAUACUCUGUUGAUUUUGGACCUCUAAAUAUACUACGAGCUGCUGCAUUCCAUGGGGCACAAUUUAUCUCGCCACUAAAAAAGAAUAUUAUCUCUUACGCUUCAGGUGAGCAGAGAUUGCCACUUUUUUCUUGAAUUAAAUGUAUGUUCUUAAAAUCAAAUGGCUGUGUAAAUGAGAAGAAUUAUGUAUUCAUUUUAAAUGGGACCUUUUCGUCCAUGUUAGCAUGGAGAAAUGACAGGAUAUUUGGAAAUUUUGAAUAACUUCUCGUGCGCGAUUCUUCUA
Cornus florida is the source of this 1813-nucleotide messenger RNA. RefSeq lists its product as uncharacterized. The coding region runs from base 130 to 1665 and encodes 511 amino acids. Gene Ontology annotation, molecular function: oxidoreductase activity, acting on paired donors, with incorporation or reduction of molecular oxygen, NAD(P)H as one donor, and incorporation of one atom of oxygen; 2-octaprenyl-6-methoxyphenol hydroxylase activity; FAD binding. Lineage: Eukaryota; Viridiplantae; Streptophyta; Magnoliopsida; Cornales; Cornaceae. Gene Ontology annotation, cellular component: mitochondrion. The transcript has 10 exons. The record is from RefSeq and is a predicted model, not a curated record. Gene Ontology annotation, biological process: xanthophyll biosynthetic process; ubiquinone biosynthetic process; carotene biosynthetic process.